AUGACGGUCAAUACUUCACAGAGGAAGCAACGUGAUUGUGUAAACCAAUACAAGCCAAAACCUGGUUUAAGCAUCUCUUUUCCUUUGAGGAUGUCCAGUUACAUAUUCAAGAGACCGGUUACUAGAAUUACUUCUCAUCCUGGCAAUGAAGUCAGGUGCCAUCAAUGGGAGGAGAAUUUGGACAAGCCCCAACACGUCUGUUGGCAGAAGAAACUGCAAGGACUCCAGGCUUACAGCAGUGCAGGAGAACUAUUAAGUACUUUGGAUCUUGUCAAAGCUUUGCAAGAAAUUGCACGUAGUUGCACAAGUGAUUCCUUGCCCUGUCCUAUUGCUGGGGGUCUGCACACCAGCCCCUUGCCCACUCCUGGACGGUCUUCGGAUUUGGCAGAGCUGAUUCCAGAUCAUUUUGGUAUCUCACAGCAACUCUGCAAACGCUGCAAACAAUUUAUGGUAACUGAUGAAGAUAUUAAGAAACAGGAAAGAAAAGUGGAAAUAGCAAGGGAGAAACUGGCACUAGCAUUGAUUGCAGACAGGCUUGAGCAAGUGAGGGGGGCACGAAGGAAGUCCUGA
This is a messenger RNA of Choloepus didactylus (southern two-toed sloth), 570 nucleotides long. It is a transcript of the gene MBD3L1, whose product is annotated as methyl-CpG binding domain protein 3 like 1. The record is from RefSeq and is a predicted model, not a curated record. Bases 1 to 570 code for a protein of 189 amino acids. NCBI's taxonomy places the organism in Eukaryota, Metazoa, Chordata, Mammalia, Pilosa, Megalonychidae. The transcript has a single exon.